AUGGGUUGGAGACCAAAAGACAUUGCUACUAAGUUGGAGAAGAAGGAGGAACUGGAUAUUGAGGAAGCUCGACGGCUCUUUUACGAUUUUGAAUUGUUGAACAACAAAAACGUGGGUUUAUAUUGAUUUUGGUUAAAGUUGAACGUUUAGGGCUUUAAACUAUGCGUUUACUUGGUGUUAUAUCGGAUAUCAGCGGAAGAGAUUUGGUCGAAAAUCUGUGAUCUAGCUUUGAAAGGAAAGUUGAACAAGUAAGUCAAUAUAAUAUGAAAAGGGGCUCAAAACAUCAUAAGUAGCUUUGCAAGUCUUUAAGCAAGCUUUUCAACGUCUAUUUUAUAUUUUAGGAAGUACGCCGAGGUUCUAGGACAGCUUUUAUUAGUAUAUUAUGUUAAAUCACCUGAAUUUGAGACUGAAAGAACGUCGAAGGGCCACAAACCAGAGUGGAAGGAGAGAAUCGGGACUGAAGUGUUCAAGCCACUAAUGGAAUCUUGCAUUUUAUCUAAAAAACGAUCUGUGGCCGAAGUUUUUCGUCUCGUAAGUGAAUUAUGCUAUUAUUUAUCUUGUUUUAGGUAUUUGGAGCUUUAUUGAAAGAAAGAAGAUCUGAUUUGAACGUGAGGUUGUUCAACAUUAGUAAAGGGAUUGUUUGGAAGCAUAUUGAUGUAGGUUUUUGUUUUAGAAGUUGUUUGAAGUCUUAAUUGUACACUUCUAUCAGUUUUUAGAUGUUUUACGCCAAUAAUAACAUAAAUUUAGUCUCCAAACGACAAUAUUCGAUUAGGAGCAUAUUUUGUGCAACAAUCACUGUUUCCACCGACUUCUGAAGAUCAAGGGGAACAAGAUAAAUACAUGGGAAGACAUUUGAGGGCUUUUGCAAAUGCUCUAGAAGACUUAUCGUUACCUAUUCGAUUGAUGUCGAUUGAAAAUGUCAUGGAAAAGUUUUGUUUUUGGUUUGACGAGGUUCCAAAUGAGUUUAGAAAGGAAUUACGACGAGUGUUGGUCACUCUUGUAACUGAUGUCAACGCUAAAACAAGGUCUUCUGUUUUUAAGGUAAGUUUUUGUUUUUUUAAAGUUUCUCAAAUGUUUUAGGUAUGAAUUUUGUUUUUUUUGCAAUUUUAAAGGGUUUUUCUAAUUUAAAGUUAAAUUUUAAUGAAUUUUUUUAGGCAUUUCGAUUUUUCUCGGCCCAAAUUUCAAUUUCUGCCAAAAAUUGGGCCAAAGACUUUCUAAAAGCGUAUGUAAAGGAUGGUAUAGAUGAUGUUGAUGACUCCGUGAGACUGGCUGUUUUUAAAUUACUUAAUGUUCUUAAAAAUGACUCUGAAUUUGUAAGUUUUUUAUUCAAAAAUUUAUUCUUUAAAAGAUUUUUAAAGGUUUUAUUAUAUUUUUUCAUUUAAUGAAUAUUUUUGUAAAAUACGGAAUUUUGUAUUGAUCAUGUACUUUUCAGUAUUUUUUUAUAAAGUUUUUAUUUUUUUUGAUAUUUUAUAUCAAUCAUGACAUAAAUAACAUUUCAGGACAUUUACUACCUGAUUGAUCUCUCCGCGAUUCUAAAUCGCCUUGACUUUGAGGAAAAUGAAGACAUUGAAGUCAAGAUAGCUGAAUUGUUGUUUGAAAAAUGGUUUGGCGCGGUUUCGUAUGUACAAAAGUUUCUGAACAUAUCACAGUUGUGUAAAAUCAAUUGGAAUGCCACUUUGGAUCUACAUCGAAUUAUCAUUGGGGAGGAGAUUAUGAGCAAUGAAAAGUCAUGUAAGCUAUGUUGAUUGGGAGAUUUCAAGGGUUGUGUAGGGCUGGGUACGGCUGUGAUGAGCAGGGUAGAAGGGGUAAGGGAGGUGGGUUUGGGUAACGUAAUUGCAUUAGGUAAGUUAGGGCAAGAGUAAACCAAUAACAGGACAAAGCUGGAGCAAGGGUAGGUUAGUCAUGUAAGCUAUGUUAUUGGGAGAUUUCAGGGGUAGUGUAGGGUUGGGUAAGGCUGUGAUGGGUAGGGUUAAGGGAGUUAGGGUGUUGUAAAACGUGAAUAACAAGGUUUUUCAAUUACAGUAUCCUACAUCUGUGGUCUGUCCGAACUUUUACCUCCAAUUUUGAACAAAGCCUGCGGCGAAAACGUGGCUCUUGACAGCGAUUUGGGCAGGGAGUUUAGCAGUCAAAGCAGUGAUAAGAGUAAGUUUAUUCAAUGCAAAAUGUUAAGCUUCUUAUUACUCAAAUUGAUUUUUGUAAUAUGAACUUUAACACUUACGGAAAGUUUUGACAAAAUGAAUUUUUUUGUGAAAAUUUCAAUUUUCAUGAAGUAUAAAAAAUGAAAAAUUUAAUAAACUAUUAAUUUGUAGGACUCUCAGUCUUAAAAGACGUCAUGGACUGCCUAAUAGUUGGCUACACUCUACUACAACCCGAGCUUCAGCAGAUUUGCGGGACUCAACAAUCAGAUCUCGAAGUUAUCGUUAUUCAAAGAAGAUUUACUGAAUGUAUUCAAAUCAUCAUGGAGAAGUUGAGUGAUGAUGAUGGACUAAUGGACACAGCGAUGACAUUGGCUACAAUGUCACCCAAAACUGUCAAUUGUCUGCCAAAGUUUAAGCUAGACACGGAAAGACAGAUUCGAAGUGGGAAGCUGGAUGAGAAACGGCUGCAGGUGGGGUUACUGUAACUUUUGGGGGAGGUUUUAUUGGGUAUUGUAUUAGGAGAGGGUUUUGUAGCUUUUGGGAAGAUUAUUGAGGGAUGCUGUAGUUUUUGGAGCGAGUUAGUAGGGUUUUAAAGCGUAUUGUUGCUUUUGAACGUUAAAAUAAGUUUAUAAUGACAAGGUUUUUUGAUGUUGUACUAGAUAAAAUAGUUUUUAAUAGGAACAAUAACAUAAUUAUGGGCAAUUUUGGUAAAAUACGUUGUGCUUUGAUUACGUUUUUUAAUAAAAAUUUUAAUUUUAGGUAUUUGCAAUGUCGGACAUGCAAAAAGUGGUUUCUUUCUUGUUGGAAGGCCUAGAUCAAUGUAAAACUUCAUCUCAAAAGUUCUUGGCUUCGUCUCCAGCACCGACUAAAAAACCACGCCUUUCGUCAGUUUUUAUGAAUGAGGAUACAAUCAUUGAUGCGUUGAAUUGUCUGAUCAGUACACCGAUCACCAAGGAUUAUUUGCUAACGGUAGGGGUUGAAAUUCAAAAAUAAUUUUUUUUUGAAAAAUUGACGUUUUUAUAUUAAUAUUGGGUUAAUAAGCCUCUUUUAGGAGUACGAAGUCUCAAUCGGCCAAAUCACUGCCUUACUCUACGAAAUCCGAGAAAACUACAUGUAUGCCUUAAGGCCGAAACGAACCAAAUUUAAUCAGUACAAUUACAUUGUGAAAGUCAUCGAUCUUCUCACAGUAUUCUUGAUCUUCAAAUACGUCGGAAAUGAAGAACAACAGCUAGAACAGACUCCAAAAAAGAAUGGCUCGAUUAAAAGGGACAAAGCUCCAAUCUCAAGAAGGAGAAGUUCACUGAAAUCUACUCCCAAAUCAGUCAGGAAACGAAAACUGAGCGAUGAAAUGUCAUUUGAAAGCACACAGAAGAUUGACCCACUGAUCAAGGAGGUGGAUCUCUACAAGUUCCACUUUCAAAUGUGUCCGAAUGCGAUAAUGAAAAAGCCAGAGAUCAGUGGAGCCAUCUGUAGAUCGAUCGGGUUGAUUGCCAAGGCUUUUGUGCAUAGAAAGGAUGUUUUGAAGGAUGCACAGGUCUUGAUGGACAUCUUUGUUGAGUACAAGGUAAAUUUUUUGGGUGGGAACCCUCUUUCUCCUUUUUUGAUUACAAUAGGUUGUUCAAAUAGUUCUGUGCAUCCUAAGACCGAAAGUUUGUUUUGGAAGGGGGCACAGGUCUUUUGAAAAACCUAAUAUAAGAUCGAUUCGAUAACUUACUUGAUUAAAGGACAUGAUCAAUAAAUUACUAGAGAAAAUAUUAUAAUUAUGUUUUAAUACUGAUAAUAAAUUUUUCAGGAAACCCACCCCCAAACAGCUUUUCCAGAAUCCGACUACUCAGAAUGCUGUAAAUCCAUCGAUCAUGCUCUACAGUUUGCUACAGAACCGGUACUGAUAGAUUCGGCGAAUGUAACUCCAAUUACCUCACGAUCUUAUAGAAGUCUGUCUUCUAACUCGUACAGUCCUGAAUUGUAG
Bursaphelenchus okinawaensis is the source of this 4107-nucleotide messenger RNA. Lineage: Eukaryota; Metazoa; Nematoda; Chromadorea; Rhabditida; Aphelenchoididae. The record is from the annotation of a GenBank genome assembly.